Molecule: messenger RNA, 4772 nt
Organism: Branchiostoma floridae (Florida lancelet)
Lineage: Eukaryota; Metazoa; Chordata; Leptocardii; Amphioxiformes; Branchiostomatidae
Product: voltage-dependent calcium channel subunit alpha-2/delta-3-like
Cellular component (GO): voltage-gated calcium channel complex
Molecular function (GO): voltage-gated calcium channel activity
Source: RefSeq, a predicted model, not a curated record
CGCCACCUUUACAUGCACCUGUUUUACCCUGCAUCCCCUGCAGCCAGGGCAGCCGAGCAGCGCCGAUAUUCAGACAGCCUUCCGUCCGCACUGUUGUCACCGCUAGCGUCGUCUUACACCUCUGUUUGCCCACCCUGUUUCCACACAAACAGCACCCCGUGUGUACGGAGCAGAUGAGGUAGUGUCCACUCGGCCUGGGCCGUCCGUAGAGUAGCGCGCGUGCCAUCGGCAGGGAGAAGCAGUCCACCCGAGGAUUCAACAUGCGGUGGUCGGUGAUGUUGUUCGGGCUCGGCUUCGGCCUCUUCUUCGCACAGAUAACACCCUCUGGCUCCCAGCAGGGUUUCAACGACGUAGACGUCAGAAAAUGGGCGGAGAAUUUCGGUGCGAAUCUGUACCGACUGAGCACGUACUUCAGCGGAGCAGACCUCCUCAGAACUGAAUAUAAAGAAAACAACAACUGGCAGAUAGUAAAGAUGAACGGCACUGAGAUGGUCCAGAAGUUUGCAAAGGACAUGUUCGAUAACCUGGCUUCCAAGCGGUCGGCGGUGGAGAGUCUGACGCACCAGGCAGAAGAGGCAAACAAGGCGCACGACUACGAUGCCAAUAUUGAGCUCCAAUAUCCAAACGCCAUGCUCAUCAAUAAGAAGGAUGACAAGGGAAACCCCGUACACCCGCGGCUGGCCCCGGACUUCAUGCUGAAGGAGAAUGAACAUUUCAACGACAUCCCUGUCAAUAUGGAGCAGAGUGAUGUACAGGUGCCAGUCAACGUGUACAAUGAAGCGCCAGACGUGCUGAACGCUGUCAAGUGGUCAAAGAAUCUUGACCCAGUCUUCAUAGACAACGGUAAAAAGGACCCGACGUUAACAUGGCAAUACUUUGGCAGCUCAACAGGGUUCUUUCGCCAAUACCCAGGUACAUCCAGGCCGCCACGUCCCCUAAAGACAUUGUCAUCGUGGUGGACAGGAGUGGAAGUAUGAAGGGACUUCGCUUGGAAAUAGCCAAGCAAACCGUCGACACCAUUAUCGAUACAAUGUCAGACAACGACUUCUUCAACGUCAUAGCAUUCAACAAAGAUGUGACCUACAUCGAGAAAUGCUUUGUGAACACGUUGGUACAAGCCACGUCGGACAACAAGGAGCUAUUGAAGAAUGGAGUUCGGCAGCUUCAGGCUGAUGGAAUGGCGAACUUUGAGACUUCCCUCGACGCGGCUUUCCAAAUGCUCCGUGACUUCAACAACACAGGCCAGGGGUCGUGGUGUAACCAGGCCAUUAUGGUGAUCACGGACGGAGCUCCGAGAAACUAUGAGCAGAUAUUUCGCCGUUAUAACCACCCCGACAGAAGGGUUCGUGUAUUCAGCUAUCUGAUUGGUCGCGAAGUCGGUGAGUCUGCGCCGGUGAAGUGGAUGGCCUGCGCUAACAAGGGUUACUACACCCAGAUUGCAACACUGGCUGAUGUACAAGAGAACGUCAUGAAAUACAUCCACGUGCUUAGCCGCCCUAUGGUUAUCAGAAGAGCCCAUGGCACAAUCUGGACCAACGUCUACAUGGACAGCUCGGGAAGAUACAAGGAAGCGUUAAAACUAUAUGACCCGGAGGGUCUAGCCUUGAUGACGACCGUUGCACGACCCGUGUUUGACAUGAAGAACCAAACGAGCUUAGAAGGAAACCUCUUGGGAGUUGUGGGGAUUGACGUCCCCGUGAGCGAGCUGAUGAAGCUCGCCCCACCACUCAAGAUGGGUGUGAAUGGCUACGCCUUUGUCAUCACGAACAACGGAUACAUCCUGACCCAUCCAGACCUUCGACCAACGGUUGUCAUGGAGCCGGGUGGAGACCCGAUCACCAAACCCAACUACAACAGUGUGGAUUUAGGCGAAGUGGAAAUUUCUGACACGGAAGAGAAAUUACGUACCAGCAUGGUGAAACGUGAGACGGGAUCGCUCACGAUGAAAGUUCAAGAACACCUGGACAACAUGAAAAGAGUGAUGGUCCACUACAACUCAUACUACUUUACAAAAAUAGACGAAACUCCUUUCAGCUUGGGAAUUGCGAUUCCCAGUCCCUAUGGACAAUUCUUCGUCCAGGGUACGGUAAAAGAUAGGAGCAAAGGUCUUGAUCCACUUCGAAAAGGAGCGACGGGGCCAGUACUAGCGAAAUGGAAGUAUUGCCAGCUCACCACUGCUGAGGCGAACAACAUGACGCAGCUGGACGCCAUCGUCAGGUAUCUGGAGAACGAUAACAAGGGCAGCGCCAAAAGCCCGGUCAUCGCCAAACAAUGUAACAGAGAACUUGUGGAUCACGUGAUGUUCGACGCUGCUAUCACGGAGGUGCUGGAUUCCUAUUGGAUUGCCGUUAAGGGGAACAGCACCAAGCAUGGAAUUCAGCAGGUUUUCGUAGGAACCAAGGGCGGAGUGACCCGCUUCUACUCAUACCUGGAGCAUCCUGAUGAGAUGACAGAGCGGGACUUUAUCAAUAAAACCAAGAACACAAUCCAGGCGACGUACUACAAGCGUGCAGCUGAGCUUGGUCCUGGCUACUUUGUGUACUCCGUACCGUUUGAUCAGGGCCUGUCCAAUGAUACCAACUUCGUAGUGACCGCAUCGACCGCAAUCUUCUUACAAAAGGGCGGACCGAGGGCAGUCGCUGCAGUGGCCGGACUUCAGAUGAACCACGAAUCGUUCAGCAAUCUGUUCUUUGCUGCUACGGCUAAGUGUGCUGACAGCACCAGGCCUGAGGACUGCAUUAGCUGCGAUGAGGACGAUGAUGUAGACUGCUAUCUACUGGACGACGGAGGAUACAUCGUUGUUUCAGAACAAUCAGAGGACAUCGGGAGAUUCUAUGGUGAAAUCGAUGGGACCAUGAUGUCAGAGAUGGAAGAACUCGGCCUCUAUGACAAGAUUGACCUGAUAGACUACCAGGGUAUGUGCAGAACAACUUCUGCUGACUCCACUGCUGCGGCAUCACGGUUACUUAAUCCGAUUAUGAACCUGAUAGGCUACGUCCUGUGGUGGUCGAAGGAACUGGUAGUACUACUGGCGCAAUUUAGCCUGUACAAUUUGCUAUCGGGACAGUUUGAGUAUGCGUCAGCAGGCUCAGGGCCAGAUUACGCACCAUGUGAUAAGGGCGUCACCCUUUACAAGGCCAACUUCUCUAUCAACAAGGAGAUGGGUUUUGACGGCUACAUGGACUGUAACGACUGUCAAAAGUCGUUCAGCAUCAAACUGGUGCCGAAGAGCAACCUGAUCCUGCUGGCUGUGGGCAGCAGCUGUCCCUGUAACCUGGUCUCCAACUUCGACCUCGUCCCACAGGAAGUCAGCUAUGGCUCCAAUGACACCCUGCUCUGUGAGAGACGGUUGUCACAAAAGGAACGUCGCCGGCCAGACAAAUGCUACAACUACCACGCCAAGGAAGAUCCAAAGAAAUGUGGACGAGCCAGUUCUCUGGUGGUGUCACCGCUGCUUCUUCUCCUCACCCUUCUCUUCACGGUCAAAGAAGCCUUCCUGCCGCGCACGUGAGGAUCGCACGGUGGCGCUACAGACAACACUUCAUACUCCAAUAACUCCGCGUGCAAUGCUGUGCAUGAUGACAGUCAAGUGUCCAAAGAGGAAAUAUUUUACUCUUUCUAUGAUGUACCAAUCUUAUAUCUACCCGUGACUUCUUGUGACUUAUAGCGGUGUACUCCCGUUCCAUUUGUCUUCUGUUUGUUUGAAGACUGUACACCCAAUUUAUUAGUGUUGGCAAUUUUCCAUCCUCAAGUCGACCUUUCAAGAUUUCUGUGACCUUCCAAUUGCAAUGGAAAUUAUUUUCUGCAUUGAAUCCAGAAGUCAUAAGAUCCGUUUAUCUAUUAUCAAGCUGACAUGAAAUCUACAGAACACCUUACGAUCAAGUAUUUCAUACCUGGACUCGAGAAGUACAGAAGCAUCACGGUUCUGUUCGGACGCAGCACAGAGUGAGUUUUAUGGAUUUACAAGAUUUUGUCAGAAAGAAAUGAUGUGUAUUUUGUAAGUAGAGGGAAGAAAAAUGAGGGCAACUGUUGUUUUUGCCGAUAUUACGAAGUCUGUUUUACCUGACCUCCUAAUUUUUUUAUUAUCACGACUGGGGUCUCUAAACAUCGAGUUGUUUUAGUCUUCUAGUUAGCUUUGUUUGUCAUGUAGGUAGCAUGUAUCUGGUUUAGUUAGCGUAUGCGUAAAUGUUCGUCUACAUCAACUAAAACAGAUGUUUUAUUUUUUAUACCUUUUGUGCAGUAGAAAAACAAGGUGCAUAGAAAUACUUGGGACGAAAGGAUUGCGAAAUACGUUUAAGACAAAGUCGCACCCUUUUGGCCCAUCGUGUGAAAGAAUAGGCGUGUUCAUGAUCAAAUCUUAAAGUAUCACAAAAAAUCAAGUCAAAGUAAGGAAGGCGUCUUUGUGACUAAUUUUUUUUCCUUCAAAGCCAUCUGAUUACCACUUUGAACAGUACAUGAUGGACAACACAUACUUUUAUUUAUAGUUGUACUUUAUUCAACAAAACACGUCCAGAUAUACAUCGUGUGUUUCUUUGACAAAAUAAUCACAGUGGCUGAUGGCUAUGUAAAUAAUCGAAGGAUGCUACAGCUACUGAAUCUAACAACAAUCGCAACACUGUAGGAUAGGCUCUUUUCAUUAAUAAACAUAUAGGAGAACAUGUAACAUGCUUGUGGAAAUGUCACAUCAUUAACCAAGAUAACGUUGAUCUUUUAGAGACGUACUGUUGCCUUAUAUGCUGUGAUCGCUAGCCUGAGACCCAGGCUUGGUCAGC